Papaver somniferum (opium poppy) is the source of this 426-nucleotide messenger RNA. RefSeq lists its product as uncharacterized. The transcript has a single exon. The record is from RefSeq and is a predicted model, not a curated record. Bases 1 to 426 code for a protein of 141 amino acids. NCBI's taxonomy places the organism in Eukaryota, Viridiplantae, Streptophyta, Magnoliopsida, Ranunculales, Papaveraceae.
AUGGAAGAUGAUGUCCAAGAUGUUGUGAAGGAAAUAUCCCAGACUGAGUUCAACAUUUCAGAGAGUGAUCAAAUUUUCUGGAAAUCAGGAGCUACAAGUAAAUUUUCUAUGAAAGAUACUUACAUUGCAAUAUCUGAUCAUAUGCCUAACCCUAUUUGGAAGCAUUUAGUUUGGUUUAAAAACCACAUUCCUAUGCACUCCUUUAUGACUUGGUUAGCUCUCCUUAAAAGACUGAAAACAAAGAGUAAAUUAUGUAAAUGGGGAACUAUAUCUGAUUCCACUUGCAUAUUAUGUGGAACUGAUGAGGAGUCUGAAAACCAUUUGUUCCAUGAGUGUCACUUUUCUUCUGAAAUUUGGAGAGGUCUGCUUCUUAAAAUGGGGAUUAUAAAGGAUCUUGAAAGCUCUUGGGAUGAAGAAAUAAACUAG